UCGAGUCGAUUUCAGACGCUCUGAUCCGCAGAUCACCUGACUCAAAAGUUGUGCAUUUGCUGCAGUAGUCUCGUGACUUUAGACUUACCCGUUACAACCAGCAAUGACUAGUCACAGCCAAGGCGUUCAGCAGCUGCUAGCUGCAGAAAAAAGGGCCUCUGAGAAAGUAUCCGAGGCGAAGAAACGCAAGGCAAGGCGUCUGAAGGCUGCAAAAGAUGAAGCUCAAGCUGAAAUCAACAAAUUCAAAGCAGAAAAGGAACGUCAGUUCAAGGAAUACGAAGCUGCACAUAUGGGUUCGAAGGACGACAUAGCGGCGAAGAUUGAAGCAGAGACCAAAGAGAAGCUACAUGAGAUGCACCUACUAGUUGGAGAACACAAGGACGCGGUCAUCAGUAAACUCCUGGAGUUUUCAUACGAUGUCAAACCACAGGUACACCAAAACUUCCGAGUGCUGUAAUUUGGAGGUUGCUUUGAAGGGGGGGGGCAUUGAGAUUGUGCUCUAGGUGAUACUUGCCACGUAAAUCUGCGUAAGUAAUUGUGUUACUUGACAGAUAUUAUCGUAUUAGCUCUAGACCACGAGCAGUUGUCAUGUUGUCGAGGUGUUUGGAAACGUCAUAUUUGUUACCGUGUUAUUCUCUCUGUGUAUGUAAACUUGUAGGUCCUUCAGCACGGCGUUUCCUGCCGUCCUAAAAUGGCAUAGCGUAAAGUAUCUUCUAAUUUAUAAAGCGCCUCUUUUGUGCUAACUGUUUCAAGCAUGUGCGGAUCACUCUUGAUGGAUUCUUUGUAAGGAAUUUCCGUCGGUGAUGCAGUUUAGCGUUUGAUCAAAUAAGCAAAUAUAUGCAUUCCAUAACAUAAAAUAUAUAUGUACAGAAUUUCUGUAAACUGGAAUAAACGGAAAUAAAUCGCUAAAAUAUGAAGCGCUUUA
This is a messenger RNA of Ornithodoros turicata, 925 nucleotides long. RefSeq names its product V-type proton ATPase subunit G-like. Gene Ontology annotation, molecular function: proton-transporting ATPase activity, rotational mechanism. Gene Ontology annotation, cellular component: vacuolar proton-transporting V-type ATPase complex. Lineage: Eukaryota; Metazoa; Arthropoda; Arachnida; Ixodida; Argasidae. Bases 104 to 457 code for a protein of 117 amino acids. The transcript is spliced from 3 exons. The record is from RefSeq and is a predicted model, not a curated record. Gene Ontology annotation, biological process: proton transmembrane transport.